Molecule: messenger RNA, 5637 nt
Organism: Corythoichthys intestinalis (scribbled pipefish)
Lineage: Eukaryota; Metazoa; Chordata; Actinopteri; Syngnathiformes; Syngnathidae
Product: epoxide hydrolase 1-like
Exons: 9
Coding region: 202-1674 (490 amino acids)
Biological process (GO): epoxide metabolic process
Molecular function (GO): epoxide hydrolase activity
Source: RefSeq, a predicted model, not a curated record
ACAAAAUGAGUAGAUUAAUAAUCAUUCUUGAGUUUUUUUAUAGAAACAAAAAAAUGACAUUUUCCCAUUUGAGUUUGAAGUCCACAUGUGGAUUCCUGAUGAUGAACUUGCAAAAUUCUUUCCAAACAUCGCACAUUUUGAAUUGGUUCACAUUUAACUGACGUAGGACUACGUAUCCCAUCAUGCCCUUCUGGAUUGCCCAUGCAAAAAGGUUCACUUGAGGUCAGGAGGGAACUACUGAAGUGUUCGUGGCCACUGAAGGACUGUAACAUCCGCACGCACUGCAGCAAUACAAGAACAGGAAGUAUGUACAUAGAAGUUCUAAUUGGUCUGGUGGUUGGAGGAGUGAUCUUCCUGCUAGUGCUUAGAAGAAGAAGCCAUGUUUUGAAAACAGAGGACGGCUGGUGGGGGUUUGGUCCAGUCCCUGAUGGCGAGCAAGACGCCAACAUUUACCCUUUCAAAGUGACCACUAGCGAUGAAGAGCUGGAGGACCUUCACAGAAGAAUAGACCAAACACGUGCAGUUCCGUCACUCGAAGACAGUCAAUUCAAUUAUGGUUUUAAUUUGGAAUACCUUGAGAAGGUUAAAUCUUACUGGAGGAAUGACUUUGACUGGAGGCAACAAGUGGAUAAACUCAACCAGUAUCCUCACUUCAAAACCAAAAUUGAAGGCAUUGAUGUUCACUAUGUGCAUGUGAAACCCAAACGGGUGCCAGAAGGGACCGAUCCUAUUCCUUUAAUAAUGGUUCACGGCUGGCCUGGCUCCUUCUAUGAAUUUUAUAAGACAAUCCCAUUGCUAACAGAGCCAUCGGAACCCCAAAACCUUGUGUUUGAGGUGGUGUGUCCGUCCAUACCAGGCUAUGGCUACUCGGAAGCUCCACAUAAAAAAGGUUUUGAUUCCAUCUGUGCUGCGCGCAUCUUCCACAAACUGAUGAGACGUCUGGGUUUUCAACAGUUCUAUGCUCACGGAGGAGACUGGGGCUGGCUCGUCACCACCAACAUGGCUCAACUGAAACCCAAGACAGUCAAAGGCUUGCAUCUGAACUUUGCACCACCUUGCAAACCUGGGCUGACCAUCAUUUUAUCAAUCCUGCUUGGCCGUCACUUCCCCAAGCUGUUCGGCUUUACCAGCGUGGACCUGGAACGUCUCUACCCAUGCUUUGAAAAAUUAUUUGUGGAGGCCAUCAAGGAGACCGGCUACAUGCACAUCCAGGCCACCAAACCCGACACUGCGGGUCGAGGGCUGAAUGAUUCACCAGUCGGUCUGGCUGCGUACAUACUGGAGAAGUUCUCCACGUGCACAAGUCAAGACUUCAGAAACCUGGAGGAUGGAGGUCUCACCAGGAAGUUCUCUCUGGACGACCUGCUGACUAAUGUGAUGAUCUAUUGGACGUCUGGAUGUAUGAUUCCAUCAAUGAGGUUUUAUAAGGAAAACUUGUCCCGCCUCAACUCUCCCCACAUCAAGAUGCUAGUGUCCGUGCCUACUGGGUUCGCAUGCUUCCCGAAUGAGCUGAUGCACACUCCAAAGCUGUGGGUCCAACAGAAAUUCCAUAACCUUCUCACCUACACAUACAUGGCUCGUGGGGGUCAUUUUGCAGCCAUGGAAGAACCCCAGCUGAUGGUUGAGGACAUUAACAACUUCAUCCAGAAAGUGGAGAAGAUGACAGCACAUUAACGGAUACUCAGAAGAUGAUGUCAAUAUGAAGGAGUGUUUUUAUCUUGCUUUUUCAAUUUUUAAAAAAUUUGCUUGAAUACCCUAUCAACAGUGUCUUUAAAAGCUAAACAAUAAUUGAAGUGUAUAUUUUAUAAUGCAAAAUGGACCCGAAGAGGUGCCAUUCAUUUGUUGUAUGUUUGUGUUAGUUUUUGGGACACCCAUUUGUUAUUGAGAGUUGGUACGCGUCGUCAGAAUUUUUGGGGGUGUUCAAUGUAUUUAUUCAGAUUUAACAUUAUUAGAAGGAGAUACCUAUAGUGAAGAUGAUAAGUAUUUGAACACCCUGCUAUUUUGCAAGUUCCCCCAUUUAGAAAUCAUGGAGGAGUCUGAAAUUUUCAUCGUAGGUGCAUGUCCACUGUGAAAGAGAUCUAUCUAGAAAGAAAAAUCCAGAAAUCACAAUGCAUAAUUUUUUAACAAUUUGUGUGAUGCAGCUGUAAAUAAGUCUUUGAACACCUGUCUAUCAGCUAGAAUUCUGACCCUGAAAGACCUAUUAGUCCACCUAUUAAAAGUCCACCUCCACUCCAUGUAUUAUGCUGAAUCAGAUGCACUUGUUUGAGGUCGAUAGUAGCAUCAAGACACCUGUCCACCCCAUACAAUCAGUAAGACUCAAACUUGUAACAUUGUCAAAACCAAAGAGCUGUCCAAAGACACCAGAGAUGAAAUUGUUCACCUCCUCAAGGCUGGAAAGGGCUACCAAGCAGCUUGGUGAAAAAAGGUCCACUGUUGGAGCAAUCAUUUGAAAAUGGAAGAAGCUAAACCUUACGGUCAAUCUCAACCGGAGUGGUGCCCCAUGUAAGAUAUAUCCUCGUGGGGUUUCAAUAGUCCUAUGAAAGGUGAGGAAACAGUUUGCUGAAGACAUGUCAACAAAGCACAUGGAUUGCUGGAACCAUGUCCUAUGGUCUGAUGAGACGGGCGGGCUUUCUCAUGUACCGUCUUCAGAAGAGGCUUCCUCCUGGGGUGACAGCCAUGCACACCAGUUUGAUGUAGAGUGCGGCGUAUGAACUGAGCACUAAAAGGCUGAGCCCCAACCUCUUCAAUCUCUGCAGCAAUGACAUUUUGGAGGGAAAAUGACAAGCAGUACUCAAUUUGGCCAUUUAGGGAUGUACGUUUUUUCAAAGAGAUGUACUCACUUUUGUUGCCAGGGGUUCCGAUAUUAAUGGCUAUAAAAUAUAUAGAUAUAAAGAUAUAAAUAUCUGCAGAAAUGCGAGGGGUGUACUCACAUUUGUGAUACACUUUAUCUUACUGUCACGUCAGCCACGCGGUGUGUUCAGGUACAGCAUGCAAAACACAUCCGACACAUUAGAACCCGAUUCGUAUGACAGGAAUUUUUAUUAUUAUUAUUACACUGUAUUAUUAUUAUGAUUUUUAUUUAUAAUUAAUGUUUUGCUAUGUGUAAUUGCCAUUUGUAAUAGUACCAGCAGUAUUUAUUAAGGAUUUAGUGUGGGUUUUCUGGCUGUGGAACGAAUUAAUGGAAACAAUGUAUUCUAAAAGGAAAAUCCUGCUCAACAUAAGACUAUUUUGACUUCCAAAUAAGGUCCUGGAAUGAAUUAACUUCAUAUGUAGAAGUACCAAUGUACUGCAAUUUGUUUUUCAAUUGAAAAAAAUCUGCGAUGGGCUGAGGGCGCAAAGUUUGAAGCGCGAUAUAGCGAGGGAUCACUGUAUCUCAAAAACGGUAGCAGCACAAACAAAAACUUUUACAGCACAAACGAAGCAUAAACAAUUGACACUAUUUUGAGCCAUUUUUAAUCAAAAUGGAGGGCGGUUGACCUCAGAUUGACUUAUAAAAGACUUAAUAUCUUAAUAGCAGCAAUGAAUAAAAUGCUUAUUGAGGCUUUUUUUUUUCUUCAGCAGUUAAAGGGUAUGUCAACCCCUGGGGAAAUGUUAAUAUUCCAUCAUCCAUAAACGCAUGCCUUUUGUAUUCAUAUCAUGCCACUUCGUGUAAUUACACACAAGAAAAUGAGAGAAAUUUGGAUCGAUUGUCAAGCUAACACGACCGGCGCCCGAGAUCAGGCAGAUUGUGUCAGAUUGUCAUUACAAGUGAAGAGAGUGCCACCGGCCACUAGGGGGGCAGCGCCUGUCUGCAUCAAUAUAAUUCCUUCUAGUGAGGGGAGAAUUAGGGGUGUUUUGAGCUGUUUAUCCUGUUGCAUUGUGUUCGUCCUGCACAUAUUCCAGGUUCCCUAAUGAAGAAACACCCCUCAUUGUCAAUAAAAGAGAAUUCAGAAUUGACAGUGAGGGGUGUCUCUUCAACAAGAAAAAGGCUCAGUGCAAUUUCGUUUCUAGUUUCAGCGACGAAUCCGACGUAACGAAUGUUCAUCUAAUGGUGACGAGGAGAGUUACGAAGCUUUAAUUGGUGUUUUAGGUUACCAAUUUGAACCCAAACGAACACCAAUGCAGCGUAAUGAAACUCAUUGAGGGGAGCAAUGACACUUAUGAAACAUCGGCAGCAGAUCGUGUGGGAAACACCGAAUGAUUUGUUUUGCAUUUCUUUUUGUGAAGCUGAUACACCGUGACCGCAAAAUAAAGUAAUGUAUAGAAUAAUUAUCAUUUAUUGCGCUAUCUUAGCUUUUCGCUCUGCCAACAGACAGAAAUAUGAAUGGGAUCAGAGGAUUUGUUCUAUAUAUUUUACGAGCGAUAAUUUAUACAGUAGUACAGAGUACUCACUCUGGCCAUUUCGAGCUUGGCUGCUCCCCUCCUUUGCUUAGCCUUAGCCUCCUUUGCCAGUCAUCGUCCUCUUUCUUGAUAUCUCGGGACAUUUAGGUGGCUGCGCGUGUAUGGUGGGCACCGCAUCUUUUAGCAAAACCCGAUUUCACUUGUCCAUAGUUCGAGAAGCUUUCAGGUGGAAAAUGCGCACCACAGAAAACCGUGCCGGAGGCUGGGUCUAGAAAAUUAGCCCUCUUUGCAUGGACGAACUUUACCCAUUGUCUGCUUAGCCCAGCUUUUUUUUUCGCAUUCGGGAACUCAUGGAUAAUAUAUUCCGAUAAAUAGCUAUUUGUACACCACAUAGCACAGCAGUUUUGAACCAUUUUAGUGAUGUUUUGGUCAAACAAACCCGAACGCUACUCUCUCGUCGAUAAAAAAAACAAUGGCACCUGGCUCCGCCUCGACUUUCAUUCACUUGUAGUGACAUCCCCGCCCCAUUCGGCUGUUUCCGGAACACUUUCGGAAAUGUUCGUCAUUUUCGAUCUAUUUUCCAUAAUUGCUCAUUAAUGUGAUUGAUUUUUUUGUUAACUUUAUCAAUAUUUGUUAUCUUGGCACAUAACGGUUCUAUUGAUGUCUCACACCCCCUUUGCGUUUUCAUACCCUUUAAAUUAUUGGUUGGGAGAGCAGUAAUACUUUCUUGCAGUUUCCCAACUCUGCUCAAUGACUGAAACUAAUGUGAAUGUAUUGAAACAGUUUGAAAGUGAAAACGUCUCGCGUGUGUUUACUCUUCCCCCUGCUGGUGUUUAUGGUUUCUACCUUCCUCUGAGCCUCCCAUCAGCCUUGCAGGCCAGCAGCUGCAGAUGGAAGGUCAGCGGGCACUUGAUGUUAUUGUGUUGACAGCACAGAGAAGGCACCAGUCAUUCCUCCCGAUAGCACACCAGUCCAUGAUGCUUUAUUGUUGCAAUACUUAGAAUACGUCAAUACCUACUAUCAAGAACAAACUGACAUUUUGUCACAAUAUAAGCUUUUGAAUUCACUUCAUUUUUUCAGUCACCUCUUCAAAUCAAUCUCAUUGUUUGAACAAGUCAACACAUUUUGGAUUGAUGUAGUUCCUUUUUAUUUAUUCUGUUUUAUUCUUUUGACUUGCUUGGAUCUGGAAUGGCCACCAUUAAAGGUACAUAUUCAAUGUACAAUUAUAUAAAUCAACAUGUAACAAAUAUUUCUGUGUACUACAGUGUUUACCAGUAUUGAAGUGAUCUGUAUGUGUUUAAUCUGAACUAAUAAAAA